Molecule: messenger RNA, 563 nt
Organism: Owenia fusiformis
Lineage: Eukaryota; Metazoa; Annelida; Polychaeta; Sabellida; Oweniidae
Source: the annotation of a GenBank genome assembly
UUCAAAAUGCUGGCCUCACUUCAUAUAUUCGACAGGUGCAAUUUGAAGGUAGCUCUGGUCCAAUAUCAUUUGAUGAAAACGGUGAUGCUUUUGGAGGCUACACAAUCAAACAUUUUAUACCAACUGAUUCAGGUUAUGCUUCAAUUCAAGUUGGUUCAUGGAAUCGGUCAUCUGAAUCGCUCAAGCUUAACGAAAGUGACUUGUACUGGAAUACUAAUGACACUAUACCAGUGUCCAAAUGCAGUGAAGAAUGCAACGUGGGAGAAAUCAGAAUUCAACUUGAACUGCCCUGUUGCUGGGACUGCUUUAAAUGCCAUGCUAAUGAUAUUGUCAUCAAUGGGUCAGUGUGCAUAAAAUGUCCAAUGUUUACAUGGCCGGAUGAAAGCACUGCUACAGAUUGUGAACUCAUAGAGCCAGACUUUAUCAAUUUACUAUCUGAUUCUUUGUUCCUUUCCCUCUUCAUUUUGACAAUGCUUGGAUUGGUAACAAUAUUAUUCAUGCUUGGACUGUUUAUUCACUGGAGAGGGGAGAAAAUCAUAAGAGCUUCAUCAAGAGAGUUUAAU